This is a messenger RNA of Fonsecaea pedrosoi CBS 271.37, 369 nucleotides long. RefSeq lists its product as uncharacterized. Lineage: Eukaryota; Fungi; Ascomycota; Eurotiomycetes; Chaetothyriales; Herpotrichiellaceae. Bases 1 to 369 code for a protein of 122 amino acids. The record is from RefSeq and is a predicted model, not a curated record. The transcript has a single exon.
AUGGAUCGCAGCGAUGAAAGCCCAGCUUCAGUUGUAGAUCAAGGACAGAACUCGACGAAUGCGCAUCAACCGGAGCCAAAAGCAUUGCCCAAAAACCGUCAGACGCAGGACUACGGCGCGAACAAGUCGGUGCAUCACAACUCUUUGCUGCACCCUAAAGGCAUCCACCGUAAACGCUCAUUGAGUGACGGUGCACAUCAACCUGAAAGCGGGCUCGAAGGAGGAGUGAAGCAAAACACUGAGUCCCAGCCAUCCUCGAAACCUGAUUUACGGAAGCUUACUCCACCACUUGGAAAGGCUAAGAGGGAAUACGUGGUAGCUACGCCUGGUGGAAACACCCAAGGAACUCCGUGGCCAGAAAGUGAAUGA